Molecule: messenger RNA, 845 nt
Organism: Danio rerio (zebrafish)
Lineage: Eukaryota; Metazoa; Chordata; Actinopteri; Cypriniformes; Danionidae
Source: RefSeq, a predicted model, not a curated record
UGUGUGUCAGUGAAUGUGCCGUCUACAGUAACAGAAGCACUGGCGCGUCAGGACUCUCUGCAGGCGUUCAGCAAGAGCCCGAAGGCCUCGUCUGUGGUUCUGCCGCGCUCCAUGGUGUUCCCGCAGUCGCCCUGCAGCCGGAGCUUCUCUCUGCUGGACCGCAGCCUCCACAGCGACUCCAGCCUGACCUCCAGCAGCUCCAAGCAGCAGCGCGUGCUGGCCAGCCCCACCUCCACCAGCCAGCUCAGCUCCGAGUUCAGCGACUGGCACCUGUGGAAGUGCGGCCAGUGCUUCAAGACCUUCACGCAGAGGAUCCUGCUGCAGAUGCAUGUGUGCACGCAGAACCCCGACAGGCCGUAUCAGUGUGGUCACUGCUCUCAGUCGUUCUCCCAGCCGUCGGAGCUGCGGAAUCACGUGGUCACACACUCCAGCGAUCGGCCGUUCAAAUGCGGAUACUGUGGCCGUGCGUUCGCCGGUGCCACCACACUCAACAACCACAUCCGCACACACACCGGGGAGAAGCCUUUCAAGUGUGAGCGGUGCGAGCGCAGCUUCACUCAGGCAACUCAGCUCAGUCGACACCAGCGGAUGCCCAACGAGUGUAAACCCAUCAGCGAGAGCAGCGAGUCAAUCGAGGUGGAUUAACUGAGGAUGCAGUAUCAGGAAAUAAACACACAUUCACUGAUGAUGCAGGAUCAUGAGUCAACAUCACGGACACUUCAGCAAAACCAAAGAAACACUCAAACACACGCAGACAGCCACACGCAGCAGUCAAACCAGGCAGAGACUGAGCACUGAGGGGCGGAGCCGGGGGCGGGGAUUCAGAUGCAGGAGAUUAUUUAUUC